UCGUCAUCGAAAUAGAUAUCGACGUAGAUUCGUCAUCGAUCGACCAGCUCAUUUCUCGCUGGGGAGUAGCUUCGCCACAUUUGGUCUCGAUAACAGCACCGGCCAAUCAGCGUCGAGCUCAGGGUGACUAGACUUCUGAUGCACAGAGGCGCAUCUACAAGAAGACCGUUCUCUGUUGUCAAACUUGAGUGGCGUGUACACAUAACCUCUCUGCACGUUCCGUCCCUCAGCGUUCUGUUCUACAACAGAAGUGAUAGUAGAUAUUUAGUUGAAUAUAAAAACGUUAUUCAAGAAUAUGGCUGGUCUGCAUUUGAUACAGACCUACUCUUCCGAUUCGGAAGACGGGCACGACGAGAAGAAGGAAGACGAUCAUAAAAUUGUAAACAAACUAGUCUUACCCGCGAGUAUUUUAUCGUGGAAAGGAGUUGCAUACAACGAAGAAGUGAUCGAUGAUCCACUGGAUCACGACGGGCGGAUACGAAGCUUUAAACAUGAGCGUGGUAACUGGACGACUCUGAUUUACAUCAGCCAUGCGCCCAGCGACUGCCUUCGCGCUUGGAUGAGCUCGGUGUUGAACGAGCUGCCUGUCCAAGGCAACAUCAUAUCUAGUCUUCAUAUUAGUCUCAGCCGUACCUUGGUCUUGAAGUUUCACUGGAUCGAGUCGUUCGUCGAAGGUGUAAAGUUGUUGUGCUGCAAAUUCGACAAGUUUGUCGUUCAGCUCACGGACGUAAGGGUGUACUGCAAUGAUGAGAAAACUCGCACGUUCCUCGGAAUUUAUUGUCAGGAUAAAGACGGAGCGUUGAAGUGCCUAACUGAAGCGUUUGACGAUUUAUUAGCUGGAUAUCAGUUGCCGUCGUUUUACGAGGAUACUUCGUAUCACAUCAGUUUCUUUUGGUGCCUUGGAGACGAGCGAGCCCGUUUGAAAAAACUUCUGCCGUCUCUUACUAGCAAUUUAAAUACAUUUUUGGCAGAAAAUAUGGAAGACGCUUACGUGCAUGUCAACGAUAUACACUGCAAAAUAGGAAAUAAAUGUUACACCUUUGAACUAAAAUAGCAAAUUGCAUUAGGCUAUAAAGUCUAUCUUGAGAAAUUGUAUUUAUUAUUGAAGAAUAAGAAAAUUAGUUACCCGAGAUCGCUUCUUUUAAUUCAUUAAAUUCACUGAUCUGUAGAGCUUCAAAGAUACCGUGUAAGAGAUAUAGAUUUGUUAACAAAUUGUAAAAGUAUUGCUCUUGUGAAUAUUAUAUGUAUAAAAUAUAAAUUAUUUUGUGUUAGAAGCAUAUCUACAUAUGUACACACUCGUACGAUAUUUUAUAAAAAUAAAUUAUUUCUCCGUGCACCAGAA
Messenger RNA from Vollenhovia emeryi, 1342 nucleotides. RefSeq names its product U6 snRNA phosphodiesterase. Gene Ontology annotation, molecular function: 3'-5'-RNA exonuclease activity. The transcript is spliced from 4 exons. Bases 296 to 1054 code for a protein of 252 amino acids. NCBI's taxonomy places the organism in Eukaryota, Metazoa, Arthropoda, Insecta, Hymenoptera, Formicidae. The record is from RefSeq and is a predicted model, not a curated record. Gene Ontology annotation, biological process: U6 snRNA 3'-end processing. Gene Ontology annotation, cellular component: nucleus.